This is a messenger RNA of Aureobasidium musti, 846 nucleotides long. The record is from the annotation of a GenBank genome assembly. NCBI's taxonomy places the organism in Eukaryota, Fungi, Ascomycota, Dothideomycetes, Dothideales, Saccotheciaceae.
AUGAUUUAUAUUCUUCAGACUUUGCAACGACUUGAGAAUAAGUUCGAUACUCUUUAUGUAUCAAAACCCUCUACACCAGCAAGCAAUACCGACUGGAGCGGACCACAAGCUGCAUCACGUCCACCAGGAGUCAAUGGCACUAUGGCUGCUUCUGGAUCCAACGAGUCUCAUGGAUCAUCCGAUAGCGAAAUACGUCCACGUCGCAUGGGAUCUCAAACAUCAUUCCCUCCUGACAUGCUGCGCACUUAUCAACAUCUGACUGUGGCUCACAAGGUCUUGCUGUGGCCAUCGAUAUAUCUGCAUAUUCUGAAUUCUGGAAUCGCUGUGGCUUCGGACCUACAAUAUGUGCUUCAGGAAGGAACACCGUGGUUUAUCCACCUUGAAUUGAAAAAGCAUCCAAAGACUCUUCCUUGGGAUACCGACAUGCGAACAUACCCGAUGCCUAGUAGUACUGGAGAAAUGAGAGCUGGAUUUAUCGGCUUGACACCAGAAAAUGUGCGGAGGAUGAGUGAUGCAUACUUCAGCACCUUCAACAUCCUGUUUCCAAUCCUCGAUAGACAAAUGUUUCUCGAAGACAUCCUCGAACCUGUUCUGAGAAACGGCUUCGCAGACUGUGAUCCCCAAGGCUGCCUUGUCCUGCUUGUACUGGCCCUUGGCCAGACUGCCAUUGAUGGAGUUUAUGGUUCUCCAAUCAGCAUCAUAGAGGGUAAUCCCAGUGGUCUACGUGGAGGCACAUCUGAGAGACCACCUGGUCUGAAUCUCUUCAACGAGGCUCGGAGACGCAUGGGUUUCAUCAUGCAUCAAUGCACGCUUGAGAAUGUGCAGAUUCAUCUGCUUGAAUCGUGA